This is a messenger RNA of Orussus abietinus, 1384 nucleotides long. It is a transcript of the gene mRpL37, whose product is annotated as 39S ribosomal protein L37, mitochondrial. The transcript has 7 exons. Gene Ontology annotation, biological process: translation. The coding region runs from base 115 to 1350 and encodes 411 amino acids. The record is from RefSeq and is a predicted model, not a curated record. Lineage: Eukaryota; Metazoa; Arthropoda; Insecta; Hymenoptera; Orussidae. Gene Ontology annotation, molecular function: structural constituent of ribosome. Gene Ontology annotation, cellular component: ribosome; mitochondrion.
UGUAUUUUUCGGAGUAGAGAAUGUAAAUUUAUACGUUCUGUGGCAGAAGCUAGUUUGGUCGGAACGGACCGGUUAUUUAUUAACUUAUAUGGUGAAAACAAGCAUAAGUGAACCAUGAGGAUUACACUUAUUUUGUGUCGUCAACAUUUAGGAAGAAUGACGAGAAGGCAUUGGCGUGUCCAAGGAGUGCAGAUUCCAAUCGACACUGGGGCCGAACGUGCUUUACAAAAAUACAAUGUCGAAAUCCUGAAUCCUGUGGAUAUAAUGAAGAUAAAACAUCCAUUUAAAAAGAUAGAGUUUGAAUACUUGAGACCUCCACCACCUUUACCACAUAAUCGGAAUCAUCCCAAUUGGUCAAACACGCCCUGCUUUACCUAUAAAGAACAAAACGCAUUAUUGGAAGGUGUCGCACAAGCACAGAUAUUAACAAAAACGAUAAUUAUAGAGAAUGAUUUGCCACAGAAAAUUAAGGAUUUGAAGGAAGACACAAAGGAAAAGAUAGAUAACAUAGUUCAAAGAAUCAUUCGCAAUUCUACCAUGUUUGAUGCACAUCAAGAACUGUUACCAAAAUUAAAAAAUCCAGACAAACCAAUGUUUGUGUUUCCUAGAGUUUAUGGCUUAACAACGUUAAGGAAGGUAGGUAAUUUAGCACAGAAACUAAUUCAUCUGUGUGAGAAUUUGGAUGGCGCAGAUACUCUUUGCAAACGUAGCAUGAUUUAUGAUGGAAAAGUGUCUGUACCCCUAGAAAAGGAUUCCAAAUUGUUGCAAUUUAAUUUAACAAUGAAUAUUAUGAUUAAUUCUGCCUAUCCUUUGAGUCCAAUACUUGCUCCAGACGAAGGUUUAAAUGCAGAUCUUCCGAGCAUAGAACCUUGUGAACCAACUAUAAGUUUAUCACAGGAUCAUAUUUAUGUUCUUGAAGAUAUCUACCCUAUUGAUUCUGAGUCACCAUGGAUGAAUGUGCAUACAAUUUUUAUAUAUGACAAUCCAGAGACGAUAAAAAAUUUAACGGAACUACCUGUAACAGAAUCCCAAGUUUUAGCUCAAUCUAUGCUAAAAUCAUUUGCAGCGGCCGCAGCUUGUGCAAAGCAAAGAUUCGGAGCAUAUGUCAAAGAAUUACCGGAACCAAUAACGAUACAAUGCAUACAAUCAGAUGGAAAAUCAUUUUAUUUCUCAGUUUUCCAACUAAAUACAUUAAAUUUAAAUGGAGUAACAGGUACAAAGAAUUUCUGGUGGUGUAGUCCUAAAUUAGAUCUUUUUGAAAAAGCAAUGUACGAAGCAGGCAUACCAACGCUAACCGGUUAUAAUCCUGAGGUAUUCAAGACGAUGUUAGCGUUUUUCAAACAUAAAUAAGAUGUUGAAUAAAAGAUACGUAUUGUAUAAAUUA